This is a messenger RNA of Trematosphaeria pertusa, 2199 nucleotides long. RefSeq lists its product as uncharacterized. The coding region runs from base 1 to 2199 and encodes 732 amino acids. The record is from RefSeq and is a predicted model, not a curated record. The transcript is spliced from 2 exons. NCBI's taxonomy places the organism in Eukaryota, Fungi, Ascomycota, Dothideomycetes, Pleosporales, Trematosphaeriaceae.
AUGCGCCGUGUCUCUCUUCAUGACCGGUUUGCUGGACGACAACGACCCUAUUCGAGUCCCCGUCUCAGAGACACUCGCUGCCGCGAAUGCCAGAUGCAGGAGGCAUCCCUGAUUCCUGCAACGUGCCGAGAGGCAUGCAUUCACGAACGAGACUUUCCUCCCACGCCCAACCGCUUCAGUAUCCUUGCACAGCUUGACCAGUCGCCGACGCAGACCGAGUGGGCGUUUGAUUUCAUCCCGACAUCAGAAUCAGCUCCACGACGACGCGGAAAACGAGGUGGCAGGAGUAACAAGCUGAAGUUGGAGGCGCGGAGGUGCCGCGAAGCGCGAAAGAGCGAGGGCGUGGGAGAGUUGUGCGAGAAGUUGGCGGCACUGGGUCUGGACGUUGAGCCGUCAAACGCUACAACCGAAGGCGCACCCGUAGACCGCCAAAAUGCAGUACCACGGAGCAACUUCAACCUUUCCACGGGUACGGUCAGACAUCGUUGGAUGCCGCAGUUCCGCACUAACCCAGACUCCUCUCUAUCCUCAAAUGUUGUCAAACCGAUCACCCAAGAGAAAACGACGGUUCCCCAACCCCCGGAGCGCUGUCUGACAAAGGCCACAGCAUCUCUUCCAGCCGAAGAAGCAGCAGAAACCCGGUGCAAAGAGUCACGUUUCUUUCCCCUUUCGGCGUUCCUUGCCAGCCCUCCAGCAGUGGCACGCCAUUCAACAUCGGCAAAACCUUCUCAGCCAGCCCCCACGCACCAAGAUACAAAAGAGAAGCAGCUCGCCAUCACACCCUCCACGGUUGCACAAAGAGCAGCAGCAAGAGCAGCUUGCCGCGCCCUUGCGUCGGGGGCUGCGAGCUCUGCUGGGCCGUGCGUCUCCUUGUCCACUCCCAUCUCCUUAGGUACGCAUACAUCGGAAUCAGCAAUCCCUUUGCAAUCUUCGCAGAUUUCGAAUCCCGCGCCUCUUCUUGCCAUGCCCGAAAAAUAUAAUCAUCCGUCAAUGGAUCCCCCUUCGACUCCUCUUCCUAUUACUCCUCCCCACACUACAACUCCAACACUAACGACAUCUCCUGCAAUACCAAGUCAUCCGUAUAUGGCUCCUUCAGACUCUGUCAUCUCGGCGCUGCCGGCUUCCCAGUCGCCAAAUACACCACCACCACUGCCCCUAAGGCCGCAGGUCACAUCAAGCACACCCCAGUCCUGGACAGCAGUGUCUGCUACAGGAAGUUCAGGGCCGACCUCUCCACUAGUACUCAUAACAGCACCGGUGACCUCGCCGCAUCCCUUCGUCACGCCGCCACGGCCUAACCCCACAGUCGUAGCCAUUCCGGCUAUGCCGAAACCCUUCGCCCCAGCCGUUCCGAUCAUACCAAAGAAGGAUGUCGUCCCUACUAUACCAAAGCAGCAGGAAAUUGCUCCAACGAGCUCUGUGACUCAGACGGAACUGCAAGAUUUCCUGGAAAGGGGUCACGCAGAUCCAUGCUGGUGCUCGCGACCAUCUUCGACAUUCUGUGGCCCUGCCUGCGCUACGAAGGUCCCCUCCUCACAAACCCAGAACAAGCUCACUAUCCUGAGGAAACGGACGUUCAAUGAGUUCGAACUGGACACCGAAAUAGCUACCAUGCUGGGGGCCACUUCCCUCUCACCCACGCCCCAAAGCACGGAAUCCGAAUUCGAGGAUCUAGGCUAUCACGGCGAUAGUAUCCUGACCCCGGCUAGCACCGAUGAGGAGGACGAUUGGGACGUGGUAUCGGCCGCUGAGUGGUUCUCCAGACCGCGAGUAUGCUCCAUCGACACCUACCAACCGACUUUCGAGCCCGAGAUCGUCGCUUCGCCGGCAAGUAUCCUCACCUUCCCCUCACCACCCCUCACGCCCAUCCUUACACCUCGUAGCCCUUCCCCUCCACGGCCACCGACGUCACCGAUCGUACAAUCAAUAGCGGCCAAGGCGAACGAUGGAGCGCAGGAGCCCAAGGUCUUCGGCAAUCCCUGGGCGACAUCACCACCUCAGCCCCCAGCGAAGGAGGCGAAAUGUGCAGACUGCUCGACUUGCAAAUGCGCCUGCACAUCCGCCAAUACGAGCGCAGUCGAGUGGCCCACGCUGCAGGAAGCUGUGAACAUCAAGCGGACGAGGAGGGAGAAGACCAGGACGCGGAGCGAUGCGAGUGAUGGGAAGGCGUGGGAGGGGGGUGUGGAUUGGUUCAACUAG